UCCUGUUUAUUUGUGUCACUUAAGCAAUUGACGCAAUCUGCAUCAUUGUUUCAGGAUGCUAUUUGGCGCUCUGGGUUAUUCUGUGAGCACUAUGCGCCCAUGUUAGUUGUACCCAGGGGCCGUACGCGGCGCCUCUGCGUUAGUGUAAUCAGGGGCGCCCGAGAGCGCCGGUCUACGUCCCUGACAUCAUGGGGGUCACCGAAGUGUGUUCUACUUCAUUAUUUUGGUCAAAGGUGAAUACAACUUGGUUCAGUAGUCCAACCGAUUGUGUAAGAAGACUAAGUGAGUCUGUACUGGGUUCAACAUCUAAAAUCAGCAUGCCUCCAAAAAAAAUUUGUGUCGUUGGUUCUGGUAACUGGGGUUCUGCUAUUGCUAAAAUUGUAGGAAAUAAUGCAGUGGAAAAACCAACAGAAUUUGAUCCAGUGGUGAAGAUGUGGGUGUUUGAAGAGCAGAUUAAUGGUGAGAAAUUGACACACAUCAUCAACACACAGCACGAGAAUGUGAAGUAUUUAAAAGGUAUCAAGCUGCCAGAGAAAGUGAUGGCAAUCCCUGAUGUAGUUGAAGCAAGUUCAGAUGCUGAUGUUUUGAUAUUUGUGCUACCACACCAGUUUGUGAGAGGUGUAUGUGACAAGUUGAAAGGUAGAAUCAAACCAAAUGCUGUGGCUGUUACUCUUAUCAAGGGCUUUGAGGUAGCAGAAGGGGGUGGUAUCCACUUGAUUUCUAAUGUCAUCAGAGAGUCACUACACAUUCCUUGCGCUGUUCUAAUGGGAGCUAACAUCGCUAAUGAAGUGGCCUUAGAGAACUACUGUGAAGCAACUAUAGGUUGUCGAGACUUGACGCUAGGGCAGAAUCUCAAAUCUGUCUUUCAGACGAACUAUUUCCGUAUUGUGGUUGUUGAUGAUGAAACAACAGUGGAAGUAUGUGGUGCCCUCAAGAAUAUUGUCGCCACUGCAGCAGGGUUUACUGAUGGCCUCGGCUUUAAAGACAACACCAAAGCUGCAGUUAUCCGCCUUGGUUUGAUGGAGAUGAUUAAGUUUUGUGAAGUUUUUUAUCCAGGAUCUAAGCUUGAAACAUUUUUUGAGAGUUGUGGCAUUGCUGAUCUUAUCACAACAUGUUAUGGUGGAAGAAAUAGAAGAGUGGCUGAGGCUUUUGCCAAGACAGGGAAGUCUAUAGAACAGUUGGAACAGGAGAUGUUGGAUGGGCAGAAGCUACAAGGCCCCCCAACAGCCUUUGAGGUCAACUAUAUGCUCAAAUCAAAGAAUAUGGAAGACAGGUUCCCACUAUUUACUGUUGUGCAUAAAAUUUGCAUUGGGGAAUUCCCAGUAAAGAACAUGAUGGACUGCUUAGUAAAUCAUCCAGAACACAUGUAACUAGCCGAUCAUUUUAGAAAUCUCCUCAUUUUGAUAGUUAAAGGAAAAUUCCACUGGGAUGCUGAAUGCUUUAUGGAAACUAAUUGCUUGUGUAUCUUUUUUAUCCUGCCCUAAAUAAUAUUUAUUAACAUUGUUUUUAAAAAUUUAAAUAUGCAAGAGUCUAUCCUCAGGGUUGAAUAGGCUGACUGUUAAUUGAGGUUUUGUGAAUAUUUAGUUACUGGCUUAUUAUGUAGAUUGAAAGUAAUAUUGAAUUCAAAUGAAUUCAUAAUAUUAUCUUAGUUGUGAAGUAGUAUCUUUUGGUUGUUGUAUAAACUUUUUUGUGCUAGAUGUAUUUCACUUAUAGUUUAAUUUUAUUACUGAAUACUUAAACAAUGGGUUGAUUAUGAUAUUUAAUUUUAGCUUAAUAAGACAAUAGUUUUCAUUCAAGUGGUCAAUGGUUAAGCAUAUCCUAUUAAAGGCAUCAGAAAUUGGGCCAUUAGGUACAUUAAAUUCAACAUGUGGAACAGUGAAAAACAUCAUAAAUUGUGAGACAUCAUUAUUGGACCUGCAAUUUAUUUUAAUAUCAAUUAAUUUUGAAAUGUAUUUUACAUCAUAUUUUAAAACUAAGGUUUUACAAAUGCAUUUUAUUCAUGAAUACUUUUUGAAAUGAUAUCAUCAAUAAUAAUAAAGAUGUGAACUUAUAAAUUGUCUGUUUAUUUGCAGAAGUUUUUUGUUAGUUAAAAUUUACUGGAAAAAUUAACUAUUAUUUUUGUUGAAUGUCAAAAUGUUGUAUUUUAAACAUUUAUUUGACAAUGAAUAAUAUUUUUUAAACUGUUGAAACGGUUGCUCUCAAUGAGAUGCAGCUUUCAUUGACUUCAAUUCUACUUUGUUUCAGUCAUAAAGUCAUUCUUUUUUUUCCUUUUUACUCCUGGUGUUUUAUUUUUAACCUUGUUUUUUUUUUUACUGCACCUAUAUUUAAUAUAACUUUUUUUUUACCUUUUUAAAGGUUUUCAAACAAGUCAUGUAUUUUAUUAAAUGUUAAGAGUUAAUGCUAUUUUGGGAUAUGUCAAAGAUUUAUAAGAAUUUGUAAAAUAUUUAAUUUCUGUUUCGCUAAAUUUUGCAUUUGUUGUUUGGCUUGCUUUGUUAUUGUUAAAACAUUUUAAAAUGGAAAAAUAGACUAAACUUGCAUAUGGAAGUGUUAGUAAAUGCCUGAAAACUAUGUAGCUGUUUAAGAUAAUAAUAAACUCCAUGAGGAUUUAACUAAAGGGACACCACUCUAUAACCUACCCGUUUUCACCUUGUACAAAUUUAGAAAGCCAGAGGUAUUACUGACAGUAUUAUAGUGUUUGCACAAAAUAUUACUUUUUAUACCAUUAUAUUAGGAGACUGAUAAUUUAGUUGUUGUUUUAUCAAAUAUGUUUUACUUGUUAUUUGAAAUGAAUUUUUAUAAAUAUGUAAAACCUUUAAAAAAAAACUUAAACCUGCUACAAUAUCACAUUGACAUGAUAAUCUAGUAGUGGUGGUAGGUUGUAAUAGAGUAUUUUGUUGACUGUGUAAUCUAUUGCAUAUUGCAUGAGUUUUUUUUUAGACCCAAUAACUAAUAAAGAAGAACUAAGCUAAAAGCUAUCAGAUGGAGACUCCAUACUCCACUCAAAUAACAGAUGUUUCAAUUUCACCUUUGUUCUAUGAUCCAAUUGUCCUAAAAUUCACAAAUGUUAUGAUGAAAGGAAGAAAUAAGGAAAGAGUCAGGGAAGUGAUGCGCCAAAUUCACAAAUGUUAUGAUGAAAGGAGGAAAUAAGGAAAGAGUCAGGGAAGUGAUGCGCCAAAUUCACAAAUGUUAUGAUGAAAGGAGGAAAUAAGGAAAGAGUCAGGGAAGUGAUGCGCCAAAUUCACAAAUGUUAUGAUGAAAGGAGGAAAUAAGGAAAGAGUCAGGGAAGUGAUGCGCCAAAUUCACAAAUGUUAUGAUGAAAGGAGGAAAUAAGGAAAGAGUCAGGGAAGUGAUGCGCCAAAU
Physella acuta is the source of this 3360-nucleotide messenger RNA. RefSeq names its product glycerol-3-phosphate dehydrogenase [NAD(+)], cytoplasmic. The record is from RefSeq and is a predicted model, not a curated record. Gene Ontology annotation, biological process: glycerol-3-phosphate catabolic process; carbohydrate metabolic process. NCBI's taxonomy places the organism in Eukaryota, Metazoa, Mollusca, Gastropoda, Physidae. Gene Ontology annotation, cellular component: cytosol. Gene Ontology annotation, molecular function: protein homodimerization activity; NAD binding; glycerol-3-phosphate dehydrogenase [NAD(P)+] activity.